GGGCGGGGCCAUGCUUGCUCUCUGAACCGUGAGGUUGUGGUUUCUGCCGCCGCUAGGCUGGGAACCCGGCCUCAGCUUUUGUUGGCGGCGACACCUCGGAUGACCGCAGGAGCCUUAGGGAGGACGUUAGGGACCCCAGAAGCUGGGAAAUGGAUUCAGUGGCUUUUCAGGAUGUAGCUGUGGACUUUACCCAAGAGGAAUGGGCUUUGCUAGAUCCUUCCCAGAAGAAUCUCUACAGGGAUGUAAUGCUGGAAACCUUCAGGAACCUGGCUUCUGUUGGAAACAAAUGGAAAAAUCAGAACAUUGAAGAUCGGUACAAAAAUUAUGGGAGAAAUUUGAGAAGUUAUGUGGUAGAGAGACUCUGUGAAAGUGAAGAAGGUGGUCAGGCUUUAAAUAUUAAUCAGAGCAAGAAAAUUCCUGCUGGAGUAAAACCAUGUAAAUGCAGUGUGUGUGGAAAAGUUUUCCUGUGUCAUUCAUCCCUUAAGGGGCACCUGAAAUCUCACUCCAGAUACAAGGCACUUGAGUGUGAGGAAUAUGGAGAGAAGCCACAUAAAUGUGAACAGUGUGGGAAAACCUUCAUUUCUCUCAGAAGUGUUGGAAGACAUAUGGUGACCCAUAGGAUAAAAGGCUCUUAUACUUGUGAGUUGUGUUUGAAAGUCUUUGAUUCCCCCAGUUCAUUUCAAAUACAUCAACAAACUCACACUGGAGCCAGACCCUCUGAUGACAAGCAGUGUGGGAAGACCUUUCUUUGUUCUAGUUCAUUUCAAAUCCCUGGCAGAAUUCACAGUGUAGAAAAAUCUUACGAAUGCAAACAAUGUGAUAAAGCUCUGAGUUGUUCCAGUUCCCUUCAUAGACAUGGAAGAUCUCAUAAUGAAGAAAAUCCCUAUAAAUGUAAACAAUGUGGUAAAGUUCUUAGUUCUUUCAAUUCCCUUGGAAUACAUGAAAGAACUCACACUGAAGCAAAAACCUACAAAUGUAAACAAUGUGGUAAAGUACUCAGUUCUUCCAAUUCCCUUAGAGUACAUGAAAGAACUCAUGCUGAAGACAAGUCCUUUGAGCGUAAACAAUGUGGUAAAGCUCUCAGAAGUCACAGUUACCUUCAAGAACAUGAAAGAACUCAUAUUGAAGGAAAACUCAAUGAACAUGAACAGUGUGGUAAAGUACUGAGUUGUCCCAGUUCCCUUCAACUUCAUGAAAAUGUUCAUAGUGUAGAAAAACCCUGUGUAUGUAAACAAUGUGGUAAAGCCUUCCGAUAUCAAAGUUCCCUUCUACGGCAUGAAAGAGCUCACACUGGAGAGAAACCCUAUGAAUGUAAACAGUGUGGUAAGGCCUUCACUCGCAACAGUAACCUUCGAGAACAUGAAAGAACUCACAAUGAAUCAAAACCAUACCAAUGUAAGCAUUGUGGUAAAGCUCUCAGUUCCUCCACCUCCCUUCGAUCUCAUGCAAGAACUCAUAACAGAGAACAGUCCUAUCAGUGUAAACAAUGUGGUAAAGCGUUCAGGUUUCCCAGUUCCCUUAAAGUGCAUGAAAGAAUUCAUAGUGGAUACAAACCCUAUGAAUGCAAACAAUGUGGUAAAGCCUUCAGACAUCAUAGCUACCUUCAAGAACAUGAAAGAAUUCAUACUGAAGAAAAACCCUAUGAGUGUAAACAGUGUGGUAAAGUGCUCAGUUGUUCUAGUUCCCUUCAAUAUCAUGAAAGAACUCACACUGGAGAAAAACCCUAUGAAUGUAGGCACUGUGGUAAAACUCUUCGUUGCUCUAGUGCUCUUCGAUAUCACGAAAGAAUACAUACUGGAGAAAACCCCUACGAAUGCAAACAGUGUGGUAAAGCUUUCACUAUUUCCAAUUCCCUUCGAUAUCAUGAAAGAAUUCAUACUGGAGAAAACCCCUACGAAUGCAAACAGUGUGGUAAAGCAUUCAGAUUUCCCAGUUCCCUUAAAAUGCAUGAAAGAACUCAUACUGUAUGUAAACCCUAUAAAUGUAAACAAUGUGGUAAAGCCUUCCGAUGUCACAACUACCUUCAAGAACAUGAAAGAAUUCAUACUGAAGGAAAACCCUAUGAAUGUAAACAGUGUGGUAAAGUUCUCAGUUGUUCUAGUUCCCUUCAAUAUCAUGAAAGAGCUCAUACUGGAGAAAAAUCCUAUGAAUGUAAACAAUGUGGGAAAGCUUCAGUAGUUCCAGUUCCCUUCGAUAUCAUGAAAGAAAUCACCCUGGAGAAAGACGCUAUGAAUGUAAACAAUGUGGUAAAGCUCUCAGUAGUUCCAAUUCCCUUCGUUGCCAUGAAAGAAUUCAUACUGGAGAAACACCCUGUGAAUGUAAACUGUGUGGCAAAGCCUUCAGAUUUCACAGUUCCCUUCAAAGUCAUGCAAAAACCCAUACUCGAGAAAAAAUGUAAAUGUGGUUAAAGCUGUCAGACUUUAAUUCCCUUCAAAUGCAUGAACAACUCAAUGGAGGAAAAUACCAUAGCUAUAAAAAACUGGUGAAGACUUCAGUUUUUCCAGUUAUUUUUGAAAACUGGAGGAAAGCCCUAUGAAUGUAAGAAAUGUGUUAAGUUGUCAUUUGUUUUGGGUCCAUUUGAAGACAUGAAAAAACUUAUUUUAGAGAAAAUUCCUAUAAAUGUGUGGAACGUAAGAAUAUCUUCAUUUCUCUGACAUCCAUUCAAGGACACAUGAUAAUGCAUGCUGGAAAUAGACCUUAUACAUAUAAGCAUGCAUUCUAUAUUGAAACCCCAGUAGUUGGCACAUAAACUUUUUUUGGUUUUGUUGGGUACUGGGGAUUAAAUCCAUGGGUGCUUAACUACUGAGCAACAUCCCUAGUCCUUUUUUGUUUUUUAUUUUGAGACAGGGUCUCACUAAGUUGCUUAGGGUCUUGCUUAGUUGCUAAUGCUGGGUUUGAACUUGCUAUCCUCCUGCCUCAGUCUCUCAAGUCACUGGGAUUAUAGACAUGCACCACUGUGCCCAGUGACAAAUAAAAUUUUGUUUUAAUAUUUAUUUUCAAUGUCAUGAAAAGAAAGAAAUCCUAUAAGUGCAAGUAAUAUUGAAAUUUUGGUGCAAAUUAUUAUGUAAUAUUCCAAAUUUCACAAUAAGAAUGAAAUGUCACAGAAGUUAUGAUUAUAUUAUGUUUAUUAGUGGUUCAUACUGAGAGAAGGUCUCUGGACUCUUGAGUUUCCAUUUCUUUUCUUUUUUAAUAUUUAUUUUUUAGUUAUAGUCAAAUUUUUUCAUAAAUAUAUAAUGCAGAUUUGCUUCUUUUCAUUAUAGAAUUGCUUGUGAGCAGGUAAUAUACCUUGAACAUACUUCUCUAUUAAUGAAAACAUUUGGUUAUUGGGGUCCAUGUUUUAUUUUAUUUAUUUAUCUUUAUGUGGUGAUGAGGAUUGAACCCAGGGCCUCGUACGUGCCAGGCGAGUACUCUACCACUGAGCCACAAUCCCAGCCCUUGAGUUUCCAUUUCUUUAGCCCAGAAACAUUGAGGUGAAUAUUCUUGAUAUACUCAUGUCAAUUAACAAUGGGAUACAUUCUGAGAAAUGCCUUGUCAGGCAAUUUCAUCAUUAUGUAAAGAACCUUACAUGUACAUUCUAGUAAAUAGGCUAUACCACACAC
Marmota monax (woodchuck) is the source of this 3599-nucleotide messenger RNA. Its product is annotated as zinc finger protein 709-like. The record is from RefSeq and is a predicted model, not a curated record. Gene Ontology annotation, biological process: regulation of transcription by RNA polymerase II. Lineage: Eukaryota; Metazoa; Chordata; Mammalia; Rodentia; Sciuridae. Gene Ontology annotation, molecular function: DNA-binding transcription factor activity, RNA polymerase II-specific; RNA polymerase II cis-regulatory region sequence-specific DNA binding.